AUCCAACGGCCCAUGAAAAACCCUAAACUCACCACUCCACCCGAACUUGAUUUAUAAGCUCCUCGUUGCCUCUCUUCAGUCUCUCGCUCUUGCGGACUCGCUAUCCUUUCGCUAUUCUCCAGGUUUUGCUAACUAGAAUAGAAUGGGUAAGGAGAAGGUUCACAUUAACAUUGUGGUCAUUGGCCAUGUUGACUCUGGUAAGUCGACCACUACUGGCCACUUGAUCUACAAGCUUGGAGGAAUUGACAAGCGAGUUAUUGAGAGGUUUGAGAAAGAAGCUGCUGAGAUGAACAAGAGGUCUUUCAAGUAUGCCUGGGUGCUUGACAAGCUCAAAGCUGAGCGUGAGCGUGGUAUCACCAUUGAUAUUGCCUUGUGGAAAUUUGAGACCACCAAGUACUACUGCACUGUCAUUGAUGCCCCUGGACAUCGUGACUUUAUCAAAAACAUGAUUACGGGUACCUCACAGGCAGACUGUGCUGUCCUCAUUAUUGACUCCACAACUGGUGGUUUUGAGGCUGGUAUUUCCAAGGAUGGACAGACCCGUGAGCAUGCUUUGCUUGCUUUCACCCUUGGUGUGAGGCAAAUGAUUUGCUGCUGUAACAAGAUGGAUGCCACCACCCCUAAAUAUUCUAAGGCUAGGUAUGAUGAAAUUGUGAAGGAAGUCUCAUCCUACAUGAAGAAGGUUGGAUACAACCCUGAAAAGAUUCCAUUUGUUCCCAUCUCUGGUUUUGAGGGUGACAACAUGAUUGAGAGGUCAACCAACCUUGACUGGUACAAGGGACCAACUCUCCUUGAGGCUCUUGACAUGAUACAUGAGCCCAAGAGGCCAUCUGACAAGCCCCUCCGACUUCCACUUCAGGAUGUGUACAAGAUCGGUGGUAUUGGAACUGUCCCUGUGGGUCGUGUGGAGACUGGUAUCCUGAAGCCGGGUAUGGUUGUUACAUUUGGACCUUCUGGUCUUACCACUGAAGUUAAGUCUGUUGAAAUGCACCACGAAGCCCUUCAGGAGGCACUUCCCGGUGACAAUGUUGGGUUCAAUGUGAAGAACGUUGCUGUGAAGGAUCUGAAGCGUGGUUAUGUUGCCUCUAACUCCAAGGAUGACCCUGCCAAAGGAGCUGCUAGCUUCACCUCUCAGGUCAUCAUCAUGAACCACCCUGGACAGAUCGGUAAUGGAUAUGCUCCCGUGCUGGACUGCCACACCUCCCACAUUGCAGUGAAGUUUGCUGAACUUUUGACCAAGAUUGAUAGACGGUCUGGUAAGGAGCUGGAGAAGGAACCCAAGUUCCUGAAGAAUGGUGAUGCUGGUAUGGUGAAGAUGAUUCCCACCAAGCCCAUGGUUGUUGAAACCUUCUCUGAGUACCCACCACUUGGUCGUUUUGCUGUGAGGGACAUGAGACAAACGGUUGCAGUUGGUGUUAUCAAGAAUGUUGACAAGAAGGAUCCAACUGGUGCCAAGGUCACCAAGGCUGCCCAGAAGAAGAAAGUUGGUUUGAAUCUCUCCCCACAAUGUGCUGUUAUGGAAAAUAGAAUGGGUAAGGAGAAGGUUCACAUUAACAUUGUGGUCAUUGGCCAUGUCGACUCUGGUAAGUCGACCACUACUGGUCACUUGAUCUACAAGCUUGGAGGAAUUGACAAGCGUGUUAUUGAGAGGUUUGAGAAAGAAGCUGCUGAGAUGAACAAGAGGUCUUUCAAGUAUGCCUGGGUGCUUGACAAGCUCAAAGCUGAGCGUGAGCGUGGUAUCACCAUUGAUAUUGCCUUGUGGAAAUUCGAGACCACCAAGUACUACUGCACUGUCAUUGAUGCCCCUGGACAUCGUGACUUUAUCAAAAACAUGAUUACGGGUACCUCACAGGCAGACUGUGCUGUCCUCAUUAUUGACUCCACAACUGGUGGUUUUGAGGCUGGUAUUUCCAAGGACGGACAGACCCGUGAGCAUGCUUUGCUUGCUUUCACCCUUGGUGUGAGGCAAAUGAUUUGCUGCUGUAACAAGAUGGAUGCCACCACCCCCAAAUACUCCAAGGCUAGGUAUGAUGAAAUUGUGAAGGAAGUCUCAUCCUACAUGAAGAAGGUUGGAUACAACCCUGAAAAGAUUCCAUUUGUUCCCAUCUCUGGUUUUGAGGGUGACAACAUGAUUGAGAGGUCAACCAACCUUGACUGGUACAAGGGACCAACCCUGCUUGAGGCUCUUGACAUGAUCCAUGAGCCCAAGAGGCCAUCUGACAAGCCCCUCCGACUUCCACUUCAGGAUGUGUACAAGAUUGGUGGUAUUGGUACUGUACCUGUGGGUCGUGUGGAGACUGGUAUCCUUAAGCCGGGUAUGGUUGUUACUUUUGGACCUUCUGGUCUUACCACUGAAGUUAAGUCUGUUGAAAUGCACCACGAAGCCCUUCAGGAGGCACUUCCCGGUGACAAUGUUGGGUUCAAUGUGAAGAACGUUGCUGUGAAGGAUCUGAAGCGUGGUUAUGUUGCCUCUAACUCCAAGGAUGACCCUGCCAAAGGAGCUGCUAGCUUCACCUCUCAGGUCAUCAUCAUGAACCACCCUGGACAGAUCGGUAAUGGAUAUGCUCCCGUGCUGGACUGCCACACCUCCCACAUUGCAGUGAAGUUUGCUGAACUUUUGACCAAGAUUGAUAGACGGUCUGGUAAGGAGCUGGAGAAGGAACCCAAGUUCCUGAAGAAUGGUGAUGCUGGUAUGGUGAAGAUGAUUCCCACAAAGCCCAUGGUUGUUGAAACCUUCUCUGAGUACCCACCACUUGGUCGUUUUGCUGUGAGGGACAUGAGACAAACGGUUGCAGUUGGUGUUAUCAAGAAUGUUGACAAGAAGGAUCCAACUGGUGCCAAGGUCACCAAGGCUGCCCAGAAGAAGAAGUGAGCAUUGUUUGCUUGAUGGGGAUUUAUUUGCUUUUGUUAUUUAAAAUUUUGUCAGACUUUUCUAAUAGUUUUGUAUUAGGCUCCAGAUGAUCCUCCCAUUAUGCCUUUCUUGCCCAUUUUGUGGGUUAGUGAUGGAUUUGAGUGAGUUGGUGUGAAUCUCUCCCUACAAUGGGCUGUCCAUUUGUAGCUUAUUUUUAGACGUGCAAUAGUUUUUCAAUUUUCUAUGAGUUUAAAGUUUAAACUGUCAACUGAUUGUGCUUGCUUUUCAAAUCUCUAUAUAUUUCUAGCUUUAAUUUA
Messenger RNA from Ipomoea triloba (trilobed morning glory), 3168 nucleotides. Its product is annotated as eukaryotic peptide chain release factor GTP-binding subunit-like. Gene Ontology annotation, biological process: translational elongation; translation. Lineage: Eukaryota; Viridiplantae; Streptophyta; Magnoliopsida; Solanales; Convolvulaceae. The record is from RefSeq and is a predicted model, not a curated record. Gene Ontology annotation, molecular function: translation elongation factor activity; GTPase activity; GTP binding. The transcript is spliced from 6 exons. The coding region runs from base 143 to 2872 and encodes 909 amino acids.